Messenger RNA from Olea europaea var. sylvestris, 540 nucleotides. RefSeq lists its product as uncharacterized. The record is from RefSeq and is a predicted model, not a curated record. The coding region runs from base 105 to 404 and encodes 99 amino acids. Lineage: Eukaryota; Viridiplantae; Streptophyta; Magnoliopsida; Lamiales; Oleaceae. The transcript is spliced from 3 exons.
CAAAUUUCAAUUUUACUCGCACAAAUUUGCUUUUCAAGAAAUACCAUAAUAUAUUUAUUACGAAACGGUCUUAUUUUCAAGAAAUUGAGGAUUUUGUAUAUCAAAUGGAAGAUCGCAAGGAGAAGAAUGCACCAAGGCUAUCCGUGCCACAAUUUGGUGACUGGGACCAGAAGGGAGCAGUGCCAGACUACUCCAUGGACUUCUCAAAAAUCAGAGAAAUGAGGAAGCAAAACAAGAGGGAUCCAUCGAGAGCCAGUCUUGGAAAUGAGGAGGAGCUCAUCUCAUCGACCGCUAGAGUUUCAGACACAAACAAAAAUGACCACCACCACGACUACCAUCAAAAUCACUCUCCAACUUCGAGAAGGAGCUUCUUCAGCUACUUCAACUGCUGCGUGAAGGCUUGACGUUUAUGGAGCAAUUUGGGGCAUUUUGUUAUGACUUCUAUUUUGACAAUGCUACAUGAUGUUGGUUUUUUUCUAUGUUUUGAACAAGUUUGUAUUGAUCCGAUUGUUUAUUUUAUGUAGUUAACCCUUCUGCUCU